Xenopus tropicalis (tropical clawed frog) is the source of this 3643-nucleotide messenger RNA. RefSeq names its product ATPase, Na+/K+ transporting, beta 4 polypeptide (gene atp1b4). Gene Ontology annotation, cellular component: membrane; sodium:potassium-exchanging ATPase complex. The coding region runs from base 308 to 1261 and encodes 317 amino acids. The transcript has 10 exons. NCBI's taxonomy places the organism in Eukaryota, Metazoa, Chordata, Amphibia, Anura, Pipidae. Gene Ontology annotation, biological process: sodium ion transport; potassium ion transport. The record is from RefSeq and is a predicted model, not a curated record.
UCAUUGUGGUUGUCCACAAGUCACAACAAGAAAGUCUAAGCAGCAAGAGCCAAUGCUUCAGUGUCUUGGCAGAGUUUCAUUCUGUUCUACCCAAAGGGACCUGAUUAGCAGUCUGGUAGGUGAGCUGAUCACUAUUCAAGAGAACGCUGGAUGAGAUUCUUUCUUUCAAGAAACCCUUUAUUAACUUGUCCCAAGUGAUAUCUACAUAAGGAUUGAAGAGCUAUGAGAUAACCCCUCGUACUGGCAAUUUUUCUGGUUCGGAAAUUAUAAAUAUCAGCUCUGCAGAGCUUCCCAGAAACACAGAAGAAUGGAGCCAAAAACGGCAACUCGUGGUGAAGAUGUGAAAUAUCUUCAUUCAGCCGACAAUAUAAGUGAUGGAAGGCAACAGCAUCCAGAGGAACCUGGGGAAACCAAUCAAGAAGAACAGAAGAAGACUUGGGGGGAAUGGAUUCAGGACAUGAAACAUUUCAUCUGGAAUCCAGAGAAAAAAGAAGUACUGGGAAGAGACAAAAGAAGCUGGGCCCUAAUUUUACUUUUUUAUUCGGUCCUGUACUGUUUUCUUGCCGGGAUGUUUGCUCUCUGUAUGUAUGGCUUGCUAGCCACAAUUAGCCCUUACGUUCCCACUUAUAGAGAGAGAGUUUUUCCCCCAGGUUUAACGAUAAGGCCACAAGCCAAUGCUCUUUAUUUUGCAUUCAAUUCAUCUGAAAGAAGCACAUGGUCAUCAUAUGCAGAAAGUCUAAAUACAUUUCUUGAAGACUAUAAUGAUGAGACCCAAAAAGAAAAGAACCUUGUGUGUACCCCAGGAAAAUACUUCCUCCAGCCAGGGGAAGAUCAUGAAGAAAGGAAAGCCUGCCAGUUCAGUCGUUCACUGUUAAGAAACUGUUCAGGAAUUGAGGACCCGUCCUUUGGUUUUGCACAAGGGAAACCGUGUAUCUUAAUAAAGAUGAACCGGAUUCUUGGGUAUCAGGCUGGUUCUGGAAUCCCUAUUUAUGUGACCUGUGAGGUUCUGAAAGCUGAUAUGAGUUACCUUGGACCAAUCAGCUUCUAUCCAUCAGACAAGUUUGACCUCAUGUAUUACCCUUACUAUGGUAAACUCACCCAUGUAAACUAUACAUCACCUCUAAUAGCCAUGCAAUUUACAGGAGUGAAGAGAAAUGAGGAUGUUAACGUACAGUGCAAGAUAAAUGGCAAAGAUAUUAUCAGUGACCAUGAAAAAGACCGUUUCCUUGGAAGAGUUGCCUUCACUUUGCACAUUGCAUGAUUUUAGUCAUCCCUUAGGGUUUCAUUGGGAGACUUGGUGUUGGCCCCUGACCAAUCGUACUGUAGCUACUUAGCAAGAGUCUGGUUGGUUGGAGGAGUACGACAGAGGCAUUUGUUGGAGGCCCCUGGAUGAAUCUUACCACGGACGCUGCUAUUACAUGAUUCUGUAUUUUUUACUUUGGCUAAAACUGGGGGCCCCCUUCUUCCAUUCUCUCCUUACCCUGCCCCUAACUCUCUGCGUGCCCAGUGUCUCUACUAUGCAGGAUGUUUGGGACAUUCAUGGCACUCAUGAGUGUAACCUCAGUGUGUUGCUAGACCUCCCGUUUUGUUUUACAUGUCAUUAUACCUUCAUUUACCUUUUUGUGAAGUUCUUGGCCAGUGAUAUAAAAAGUUAUCUUCAAAACACAGAACAUCCAAUGGUUGCUUCUUUUACAGAGUGCAUCCCCCGCCACAUGAAGAUGCACAACAACAGUUGUGUAUUUUUCUUUUUAUAUAAGCAGAUAACUGAAUGUGGCACUAUAAUGCCUCUAAUGCAAUAUUCAAACUUAUUCUACCCCAGUUUGUGAAACUGGUCCCACAGCCAACCUUCAAUGCUUUCUGUAUGUACCAGCUACCUACAUCCAACCCAUAUAUGUAUAUAUAUAUGUUGUACCCUCAACCUGCCACCUGCAAAAUAGUGAGGGUAGUAGACAGUAAAGUGCUGGUGGGGGGAGGGCAGAAUGAAUUAACUACAAUAUUUUUUCGAAAUGCAGCUUUUCCUUUUCUUCCUCCUAUUCCUCAGAUGGUGUCACUUUAGGGUGGGAGGUGGGUUGUAGAUAAGGCUUAACAUACAUUUCUUUGAGUUGGUAGCAGAUAGUUGGUCCUUGCAGGUAAAAAUAUGUGUUACAGGGUCAGGCCCAGGCUGGCAAUCUGUGGGUUCUAGCAAAUGCCAGAGGGGCUGCUGUAAGAUGCCAUAGGCACUCACUAUUUAUUGGGCUGGUGGGGGCUGUUUGGGCCUUUGUGUACUUGAAAUGCCAGGGCCUAUUUUGAAUCCCAGUUCAGACCUGAGGUCCAGUGAAUCAGACCAGUACAUGUCCCUACCAGAGAAGGUGGGUUAUGAGUGAUAUUAUGAUGACAACACAAGAAAAUGUUACUGUGAGAGCCGUGCAAAUCUUAUACAGAAUAUGUGUAAAUGACAUUGCUUCAUAAUUUGCCACAAUGCAGCUCACUCCAUUGUGUCUUGUAAUGUUGUUGUUGCCAUGUUCAUCUUUACAGGCAAACGGCUGUGUCAGCCCUCAAUCUGUGCCAUGCCAAGGCAAAAAGGCACCCAAUGCAAGCCGCCCACAAUUGCAGGGUGGAGGUGGCGGUGAGUGUCAAGAACCACUGACCAUCACGUCAAAUGCCGGCAUCUGAUGAUUCCCAAGGAUUGUGCACAAUUGCACUCUCUGCACUGGAAGAGUUGAAAUUCCAAUUUAAAAAUCAGAUUUUCAGCCCUCUGUUACCAUGAGAGGAUUUGUUUUAACCCUCUGUGCACUGCUGUUUGAGGCAGGAAUCUCAUGGCAGCAACGCUACUGAUUACAGAAGCAGUACAGUCUAAUAGGACACAACAUGUUGCACAAACCAGCUGUGAAUAAGGAUUACCUGCACUCCAUCUUCUCUUUGGAACUCUCAGUGGUGCUCCUGUUCCCCAGAUGCCCGGCUAGCCAUCCCUACAAAGCAAGGCACUAGAAGCUGGAACAGCACUUAGCAGCCUGUACAGAUGCAGGCUUUGUGUUGGAGUCAGAUUUAAAAAAAUACUUUUUUACCUGUCCAUUAUAAAAAACAACUUCACUCCUGCAUGUUAGAGACAGAUGCUGAGAGGGGCAUAGUGCCGAGUAAUUUGAUAAUAUUACAAACAGCAGAAAUGUUUAACUGAUCAUAUUUCAAAAGUUUCUUAAUUGCAUGAGAUGAAGAUUAUGUCAAUUUUUUGUUUUCAGUAUAGUUCCCCUUUAAAAGAAGUGUGAACCCUUAAAACAAAUCAGUGUCAAAUGAAUCACAGUCUUCUUCUGGGCACUUUUGCAAUUGAUGUUUUUUUCUCGUUCAUACACUGCUUAUGUUAAGAAUUUUACACUGUAUUGGCAGCUGCUGUUCAUUUUAGGCAACUGGACGCAGUCAACAGAAAAUUAUGUUAGUGAGUAAAGAAAAGUCCGGUGAUUUUGCACUGAUCAGAGAAUGGCGUUGGUGGGCAGAAAUGAGUCGAUGAAUGUUUCCCUGGUCAGUUCUAAGCAAAGUACCAUCAAAAGUCUUUCCUGUUCUCAACUAUAUAAAUUUCCAAACAAAAUGACCAGUAGGUGGUGCUGUUAAAGUCCUGUGAAUUUCCUGCAGCUGCAUGUAAAACCCCAUUCAUUAAAGGUAUUUGCUUCAA